Molecule: messenger RNA, 1719 nt
Organism: Geodia barretti
Lineage: Eukaryota; Metazoa; Porifera; Demospongiae; Tetractinellida; Geodiidae
Source: the annotation of a GenBank genome assembly
AUGUCGGCCUUCAUCCGGGAGAAGAAGGACUACACCGUAAGCUUCCUGGACGCCGGCGGGCGGGAAAUCUACGGCGACACCAUGGGCAGCGACAUCCUGGGCUGCGUGUGGGAAAACUACCCGGUGGAAUCGAUGCGUACCGGGGACCUGUAUUGGUACAACGACCCGUACCUCUCGCAGGGGAGCAUCACCCAUACGCCGGACAUGGUGUUCAUAGCUCCGGUGUUCUUCGAAGGCCAGGUGGUGGCCUACUGCCACUCGUUUGCCCAUUUCUGGGAUCUGGGCGGGUCGCGACCGGGCAGCAUCGGGCCGGCGAACACCGAGAUCUUCCACGACGGGACGCUGGUACCGCCGAUCAAAAUCAUCGACGCCGGCAACCUCAACGAUGAGGCCUACCGCAUCAUCCUGCGCAAUUCCCGGUAUCCCGACCUGCUCGAAGGCGAUUCGAGGGCGCUGAUGUCAGCGGCCAAUCGCGCGCAGGAACGGUUGCUGGAGAUGUUCGAGCGCUUCGGACGCGACACGAUGCUAACCGCAAUCGCCGAAGAUCAGGCCGACACCGGGCGUUUGGUGCGGGACAAGACGUUGGAGCUGAUCCCGGAGGGCGAGUAUUCGGUACGCGACUAUAUGGACCACGCCGGGGUAAGCGAGCGGUGGCAUUCCUUCCAUCUCAAGCUGGUCCGGAGAGGUGACGAAAUUCUGCUGGAUGCCACAGGCAGCGACGACCAGGCGGACGGCUCGAUCAAUUUCAUCGCCAGUGACGGGGCGCUAAAGGCUUAUUUUGGCCAGUACUUCCACCAGUUCGACGCCUCCCUGAUGGCCAACCACGGGCUGUUGGCAGGGAUCGACGAUGUGCGACUCAGGCAAGGUAGCAUAUUACGACCAGACUGGCCGGCGGCAUUGGGAUGCCGAGCCCAUACGUUCACCAAGCUGAAGAGCGCGGUGCGGGCCGUGGUCGCCCAGGCCACGGAGGGCAGGGUGAUGGCCGCCGCCGCGGUUUACGUGAUUGCCUACUGGCGGAUGAAGGAAAACGGGACGGGGAAUUGGCUGCUCUGUACGGAUGGCAUCGCGGUGGGACAUGGAGCCCGUCCGUUCGGAGACGGUCUGGACGCCAUUUACCAGCGACACAACGAGAACUAUCCCGGCGAGUUCAUGGAGAUGGAGUAUCCGCUGCGAUUGGAGCGUUACGCGAUCGCAACCGAUUCGGGAGGCCCAGGCAAGUACCGGGGUGGCUGCGGCGUGGUUCGGGAAGUUAGGCUGCUGGCGAACGAAGGCACGUUCGGGUUGCGGGUGGAGAACAACCGCUUCCCCGCCUGGGGCGUGGCCGGCGGGAAGGGUGGCGGCUUGUCCCAGGUGCUCCUGAAUCCUGGAACACCUGAAGAACGGGAGAUUCGGGCGUUUUCCGACGACAACCGCUGGAGGCGGGGGGACCUGGUGCGCAUCUGCACGGCCGGCGGCGGCGGAUGGGGUGAUCCCCUGGAGCGGGAAGCCCAGUUGGUGCUGGACGAUGUCAAGGACGGCUUCGUUUCACCGGAGGCAGCGCUGAAGGAUUACGGCGUGGUGAUCGAUGAGGGCGGCCUGGUGGUCGACAUAGCGGCCACCGUCGCCAGGCGGGACGAGAUACGGAACGCCCGGGGCAAGACCGGACUCUUCCACCGCUUCGACUACUUCGAUUCAGAGGCGGAGGAACUGGAGUGGGUCAACCGGCAUAUCCCGCGCUGA